Molecule: messenger RNA, 1569 nt
Organism: Hibiscus syriacus
Lineage: Eukaryota; Viridiplantae; Streptophyta; Magnoliopsida; Malvales; Malvaceae
Product: syntaxin-132-like
Exons: 13
Coding region: 85-990 (301 amino acids)
Biological process (GO): intracellular protein transport; vesicle fusion; exocytosis
Cellular component (GO): SNARE complex; plasma membrane; endomembrane system
Molecular function (GO): SNAP receptor activity; SNARE binding
Source: RefSeq, a predicted model, not a curated record
AAUUCUUAAAAGUUUGCCCUUUCCCCCUUCCUCUGAGCUCUGAAGUUUCAACUGAUCAAAAUCAUCUCUUUUGUUUUCGUCAACAUGAACAAUUUACUCACGGAUUCAUUCGUUGGUGAUGGAGGCCAUGGUCACAUUGAAAUGGGAAGACAAGCUCCCGGAAGUACCUCGGACAUGGGAAUGGAAGCUUUUAAUAAGCAGAUACAAGAGGUUGAGAAACAAGUGGAGAAGCUGUCGGGAUUACUAAGGAAACUCAAGGAUGCUAACGAGGAGUCAAAGUCUGUUACAAAGGCAUCCGCCAUGAAAGCAAUGAAGAAGCGAAUGGAGAAAGAUAUUGAUGAAGUCGGGAAGAUAGCACGUAAUGUCAAAGCAAGAUUAGAAGCGAUAAACAAAGAUAACUUAUCCAAUCGGCAAAAGCCUGGAUGUGAGAAGGGAACAAGCAUCGACAGAUCCAGGAUGAAUGUUACAAAUGCUGUGGCAAUAAGAUUCAAGGAUUUGAUGAUGGAGUUUCAGACUCUUAGACAGAAGAUCCAGGACGAGUAUCGGGAAGUUAUAGAAAGAAGGGUUAUUACAGUUACCGGGACCAGACCAGAUGAACAGACGAUUGAUCGCCUCAUUGAAACUGGAAACAGUGAACAAAUUUUCCAGAAGGCAAUUCAAGAGCAGGGUCGUGGACAGAUACUAAAUACAGUGGAGGAAAUCCAAGAAAGGCAUGAUGCUGUGAUUGAGAUCGAGAAAAAGCUACUCGAUUUGCAGCAGAUUUACCUUGAUAUUGCAGUCCUUGUUGAAUCACAAGGAGAAAUUUUAGACAACAUAGAAAGUCAGGUUUCAACUGCAGUCAGUAACGUCCAGUCCGGGACGGUUGCCCUUCAAAAAGCAAAGAAUCGACAGAAGAGUACACGAAAGUGGAUGUGCAUCGCCAUUUUGAUUCUCCUAAUCAUAGUUGCUGUUAUAGUUGUUGGAGUCCUUAAACCUUGGAAGAGCAGCUAAGGUACUUGCUUGCCUUCGUUCCUCUUUCUUGUUUGACCAUGUAGUUACUUCGGAAUCACUAGUUUUUCUUGUAUAAAUGAAUGCAAGUUCCACUUCGUGUGAUUCGGUUAACCUUUCGUAUCGAGGACUCUGCUGUUCGUCCCUUUCAUUUAUCGUUGUUUUUCCUUUAUACUUUCAAAAUUCAGAUGCAAAGUUUGGUUUUUUAAUAUUUACGCAACUGUGACUUGGAAAUUGCCAAACAAACACUAGGGGGAAAAUGGGGUUAAUUUCUUUGACUUGCCUUUGCCCGUGGCUUCCGUGGAUGAUAUGCCUCCUUGGACCGUCUAUCGUAAAAGUUCGCACUGGACCGGACUGUUUUUGGUGAGCCAAUGUGUCCACUCAGGUGUUUCUUUCUUCCCUCUGAAUCCUCUCCACGUAUGCUGCCAUCAAUCUCCUUGCGAAAUCUCUCACGAAUGUACACAUUUGCAUAUCAGUUGGGCGGUUGACAUGAAAGUCCACCAAGUCUCACGUCAAUUGGGCUUGAGAUCUAUAGUAUGAUCCCAUAAGCUGAACAUGUCUCACUGUGCCCAAUUUCAAUAA